UUCUCAUCCAUAGAUAUUUUAUAUUCUGCUCUCCUUCUCCGAUGCCUUAAUUUUCUUAAGGAAUAUCACAUGUGUUUAAGAGUUAGGCGUUCGAUUCAAUCUAAGGAUAGGGAUAGUACUAACCUGUUUAUUUUUUUAUGGAAUAAAUAACUAACACUGUUUGUUGUUCUUAAUUGACCCAACCCAAGGGCAAGCCUUUUAUGCUCUAAUUGGCUGCUGAGGAAGACCCUACUUUGAACUCUCUAUCUCUGCCUUUUCACAACUUUGUUCCAUUUUUCAUCCACUUCGCCACGUUUGCAAUGCUUUUUUUGUACAUAGAUGGUGCCGUGUUUAAUUUAUACUCCAUGAAAUACAUGGGCCAUGCUUGAUACAUUGUUAUCAGUUCUGCAUCACGUAUUUGACUAUUUUGUAUUGCCUUCUUAGGAACUUUGCAUAUAAAUGUUCACAACAUUGUUAUUGUUGCAAUUUGGUCCUUAAUUUUCUAGCAAUCAUUUCAUAAUUUAUGUAUUGAUUUGAUAUUGUAAUAAAUCUGUUCAUAACCAGAUUUGAAUAAAAUCUGAAUUAUGACCAUUGGUGAUAGACUAUUUCUAAAUGGGCAGAUGUUUCACUGUCCAUGGGGGGCAUGGGCACCUUCGUAACCAAAGAAGGACACCUUCACAGGAGUAAGUUAUGUGAAAAAGGAAAAAUCGCCUGAGGUGGUUCAAACACUAUGGAAUCCUGCAAUUGUAUUGACCCACAAGUGCCAGCUGAUGACUUAUUGAUGAAAUACCAAUAUAUCUCUGAUUUCUUCAUUGCCCUUGCUUAUUUCUCAAUCCCUUUGGAGCUUAUCUACUUUGUUAAGAAAUCAGCAGUAUUUCCAUAUAGAUGGGUCCUUGUUCAGUUUGGUGCUUUCAUUGUUUUAUGUGGAGCAACACAUCUAAUUAAUUUAUGGACAUUUAGAAUUCAUUCAAGAACUGUGGCUGUUGUAAUGACCACUGCUAAGGUUUUAACUGCUGUGGUAUCGUGUGCAACUGCCCUCAUGCUGGUACAUAUUAUUCCUGAUUUAUUAAGUGUUAAAACUAGGGAAUUAUUUUUGAAGAACAAGGCUGCAGAGCUUGAUAGAGAAAUGGGCCUGAUUCGCACACAAGAAGAAACUGGUCGACAUGUUAGGAUGUUGACUCAUGAGAUUAGAAGCACUCUUGAUAGACACACAAUAUUGAAAACGACUCUUGUUGAACUGGGUAGAACUUUGGCACUAGAGGAAUGUGCGUUAUGGAUGCCAACACGAACUGGUUUGGAGCUUCAACUCUCUUACACAUUGCGACAGCAGAACCCAGUUGGAUACACAGUACCCAUUCAUCUUCCUGUUAUCAAUCAAGUAUUUAGUAGCAACAGGGCAGUAAAAAUUUCACCUAAUUGUCCAGUUGCUAGAUUACGACCUUAUGCUGGAAAAUACAUGCCUGGGGCAGUAGUAGCUGUUCGAGUUCCUCUCCUACAUCUUUCUAAUUUCCAAAUAUAUGAUUGGCCUGAGGUUUCGACAAGAAGUUAUGCUUUGAUGGUUUUGAUGCUUCCAUCAGAUAGUGCUAGGCAAUGGCAUGUGCAUGAGUUAGAACUGGUUGAGGUAGUCGCUGACCAGGUAGCUGUUGCUCUUUCACAUGCUGCAAUCUUAGAAGAGUCAAUGAGGGCAAGGGAUCAGCUCAUGGAGCAGAAUGUUGCAUUGGAUCUAGCAAGAAGAGAAGCAGAAACUGCAAUUCGUGCUCGUAAUGACUUUUUGGCUGUUAUGAACCACGAGAUGAGAACUCCCAUGCAUGCAGUUAUUGCACUCUCUUCAUUACUACAGGAAACAGAUUUGACGGCUGAGCAACGUCUGAUGGUGGAGACAAUAUUGAAAAGCAGCAAUUUGUUGGCUACCCUCAUCAAUGACGUUUUGGAUCUUUCACGGCUUGAAGAUGGCAGUCUUCAACUUGAAGCAACAACAUUUAACCUCCAUUCUUUGUUCAGAGAGGUCCUUAACUUGAUUAAGCCUGUUGCAUCUGUUAAAAAGUUAUCACUCACUUCACAUAUAGCCUCAGAUUUGCCAAUGUAUGCCAUUGGUGAUGAAAAACGUCUCAUGCAAACUAUUCUGAAUGUUGUUGGUAAUGCUGUGAAGUUCUCAAAAGAGGGCUGCAUUUCCAUCUCUGCUUUCGUUGCAAAGCCUGAAUCCUUUAGAGAUGCUAGAAUUCCUGACUUUCUUCCAGUGCUAAGUGAUAACCACUUUUAUUUGCGAGUACAGGUAAAAGAUUCAGGAUCAGGAAUUAAUCCACAAGAUAUCCCAAAGAUAUUCACUAAGUUUGCACAAAACCAAUCGUUAACAACAAGAAAUCCUGCUGGAAGUGGACUUGGCCUGGCAAUUUGUAGGAGGUUUGUAAAUCUUAUGGAAGGACAUAUUUGGGUUGAAAGCGAAGGUAUUGGUAAAGGAUGUACAGUCACUUUUAUUGUAAAACUUGGAAUCCCAGACCGAUCAAAUGAAUUUAAGCUACCUUUUGUACCUAAAGUACCGGGAAAUCAUGGAUCUACAAACUUUGCUGGGCUCAAAGUUCUUGUCACGGAUGACAAUGGGGUUAGCAGGACAGUAACAAAGGGACUUCUUAUGCAUUUAGGAUGUGAUGUAACCACAGCAAGCUCAAGUGAAGAAUGUCUGCGUGUUGUUUCUCUGGAACAUGAAGUGGUCUUCAUGGAUGUUUGUGCAGGGUUAGAUGGUUAUGAACUUGCAAUCCGCAUACAUGAAAAGUUUACUAAACAUCAAGAUAGACCACUAAUAGUUGCUCUUACUGGAAACACCAAAAAGGUAACAAAAGAAAACUGUAUGAGGGUUGGUAUGGAUGGCCUUAUAUUGAAACCUGUUUCUGUUGACAAAAUGAGGGGUGUUUUAUCAGAACUAUUGGAGCGCCGAGUUCUGUUCGAAACUGUUUAACCUGUUAGAUUGUUGUAUAUAGCUACAUCAAAUUUGGAGAAACACAAACUUAUGAAAACAUGAGGCAAUUGACAUUAAUUUUCAUCCUUUUUGCUUUUAUGAGAUCCCGGCGAAAGGAACAACGAUUGAGUCUACGUUGUUAAAUCAUUUUUUAUGAACAGAAGUUCGUAUAUGUUGUAUAUUCUGCAUUUUUAUAGCAGUCUUUCAAUGUUUUUCAA
Glycine soja is the source of this 3150-nucleotide messenger RNA. Its product is annotated as ethylene receptor. The record is from RefSeq and is a predicted model, not a curated record. The transcript is spliced from 7 exons. Bases 710 to 2932 code for a protein of 740 amino acids. Gene Ontology annotation, biological process: phosphorelay signal transduction system; phosphorylation; response to ethylene. Lineage: Eukaryota; Viridiplantae; Streptophyta; Magnoliopsida; Fabales; Fabaceae. Gene Ontology annotation, molecular function: protein binding; ethylene binding; ethylene receptor activity. Gene Ontology annotation, cellular component: endoplasmic reticulum membrane; endoplasmic reticulum.